Messenger RNA from Cercospora beticola, 792 nucleotides. Its product is annotated as HpcH/HpaI aldolase family protein. Gene Ontology annotation, molecular function: aldehyde-lyase activity. The record is from RefSeq and is a predicted model, not a curated record. Lineage: Eukaryota; Fungi; Ascomycota; Dothideomycetes; Mycosphaerellales; Mycosphaerellaceae. Gene Ontology annotation, cellular component: cytoplasm.
AUGCUGUACGUGUUUAAAAAAGCGAAGUUGACUGAGACUGAUCAUUCCACAAAGGAGCAUACUCCCCUCAACGCCACUUUGCUGGCCAGCUUGAUCCGGACCGUUCAAUAUCAUUCGAAUGGUUCAAUGGUGCCUUUCGUGCGAAUCCCAGGCUCAAAUCCAGACCUGGUAAACCAUGCACUGAACGCAGGCGCUGGUGGUGUUGUCAUGCCCCAUAUUCAAAAUGCCCAACAAGCAUCUCGACUAGCAGAUCUUGCAAGAUUCCCUCCCAGAGGCAAUCGUAGCUUUCCUCCCGCCGCCCUUGUCGGGGAGAAUCAGUUCGCAACGCCGGAGGGGACAUCAGUCUUUGACGUGUGGAACGAGAACGUCGCAGUGUUCUGUCAGAUUGAGGACGUUGAGGGUGUCAAGAACAUUGAAGAGAUCUGCCAAGUUCCCGGGAUCGAUGGCAUUCUAGUUGGGACUGGUGAUCUGAGAAUGUCACUGGGCCUGGAAUCUGGCAGUCUGGAUGGAGACGAAGAGAUCUUCACUCAAGCACUUCAGCAGAUACGCCAAGCCACGUCUAUGCAUGGCCUACCAGUCAUGGGCUUCGGCUCUAACCCUCAACUUAUUGAAAGGAGAAUACAAAUUGGUUGGCAGGCACUAAUUGUUCACGCGGACUUUUCCAGCAUUUACAGUUCUGCUGUUGCAACGAUUUCAUCUUGCGAGGGUAUUUUGGCUCGUGUCAAAGACACUUCGCAUGGAAGUGUACGGACAAAGCUCGACAGCCGCAACGGUACCACGAAUGGACAUUAG